Molecule: messenger RNA, 4446 nt
Organism: Prorocentrum cordatum
Lineage: Eukaryota; Dinophyceae; Prorocentrales; Prorocentraceae
Source: the annotation of a GenBank genome assembly
AUGGAGCAGCAGCUGCAGCAACUGGUCGAUCAAGUUCAGAGGCUGACGACGGAGAGUCAGAACAUGAGACAGGAACUUCAGAACAGAGACGUGACGAUCGCAGAGAUGCGAGGUCAGCUUCAAGCUCAGCAACAGGCUCAGCAGCAGCGGGUAGCCCCGCGCGGCGAGAUGAUGGAUCCGAAGAUUCUUCACAAGGUGAAGCCGUUCGACGGCCACAGGGCGAGUUGGAAGACGUUCAGUUUCCAGUACAGAGCGUACCUGAUCGCCCAGGAUCGAAGGUACCGAGAUCUUCUGGAAAGGUGCGAGGACGGAGCCCAGGAGGUGGACAACGUCAACCUGGACGCGCAGGAGGAAGAGCUAAGCACGCAGUUGUACUACGGCCUGGUCCUGGCGAUGCCCGAGGACUCAGUAGGCGAGCUGAUCGUGAGGAACAGCCCAGUAGGAGAAGGAGCCGAGUGUUGGAGGAAACUUCAGAAGGAGUACAACCCGAGCGAGGCAGGAAACGUGCUGGCGAUGUGGACCAAGCUCACGGACACGAAGUUCGACGCCAAAGAAGACGUGAUGGUGAGCAUCAGCAAGCUGGACGAGGACAUGACAAGGUACCAGAAGAUGGCAGGAGAACCAGUCUCGGACCUGAUCAAGCGAGGCAUCCUUACAAAGGCGCUGAAGGAUCACGACGAGCUGCAGAAGCACGUGUUUCGGAACAGCAGUCGGCUAAGUACGUACGAGCUCCUGAGAGCCGAGGUGGUGUCGGCGUUGAUGGCAGAGCGAGCGGUUCAGGACGACCCGAUGGAGAUAGGCGCGCUGAAGGGCGGAAAGAGACCGUGGAAAGGCCGCGGCAAAGGGAAAGACGGCAAGGGCAAGGAGAGGCCACCGAAUCCCGACGCCGAGAUCGAGUGCCACUACUGUCACAAGAAGGGCCACCGCAGCGCAAACUGCCGAAAGCGGAUCGCCGACGAGAAGAAUACAUCCGAGAAGGACAAGAAGGACAAGAAGCAGCUCCGUCUCAAGAAGCGCAGCCACACGAUCGACUGGAAGUACUGCUUGCCUAGCUACCACCAAUAUGUCUGCUGCUCUUGCAAGAAGACCUUUGAAGGAUGGCGAUGGCACUUCGAUCAGUGGAAGCUGGACUACUGUGCCGCGUGUGCCGAGUACUGCCUGGACAACUGGUUCAAGGACGAGGAAGAGCCAGACGACAACGAGAAGCAUGUCACCGUCGCUGGUCUUCGGCCCGUGGAUGAAGAUCAGAGCCCUGCAGAUGACCGAUUGCGGUUAGCCCCGCUUCGGAAUGCGAUCAUGCUCGACUCAGGUGCGCAGAUCAGUGCGAUACCGAGAUCACAGGUGACCAAGCAUAACUACACGCCGACGGACAGCAACGUUGUCGGCUUGAAGGGCAUAGGAGGCGAGGAGAUCGAGAGGUACGGCCACGUGGUCACUGGAUCAUCAACGGUACCGUCGAGCCACCUGACGGAGCUGAGUUCGUACCUCUACGGCGUCACCAAGGAACCAGCUGAUGAGAACAAGAUCCCGAAGGUCAUGUUCGACAUCUUUUACGUAGGGACGGACCAGCUGGCUGCGAAGUACAAGCUUAAAGGAGGUUACUUCAGCAUCAGGGAGAAGAUGUCGGUCACGAAGGCCGAGCUAGACCAAGCGGUCUCUGUCUUGAAUGUUAUCGACUGUAAGAUCUUGGCUCAGGCGACGUUGUACGCGAACAAGGAGACGGAUGACUACAAGGUGUCCUUCCUGCUAGGCGUGCUGGAAGCUUGGGGCCACACAACAGUCAUACUUCAGACAGACCAGGAGCCUGCCACCAUGGCUCUGGCGCAGGCAGUUCGAGAUCGCAGAUCACACUCAACCUUGGUGCGGGGAUCACCGCCCUUUUCCAAGCAAAGUGCAGGCUACGCUGAAGGAGCUAACAAGCUAGCAGCUGGUCUACUUCGAGCCUACAAGCUGAAGCUGGAGCACAAGCUGGGCUGUGAGAUCAAGAUGACGGAUCCGAUCGUGCCAUGGCUUGUGAACUCAGUGGGGUGGAUGAUUACCAGAUUCCAGCCUCGCAGUCACGGAGGUUCCUCCUACAAGAUGCUCUACGGCAAAGAGUACAACGGCGAGAUUGCGGAGAUGGGUGAGCAGGUCUGGUAUCGGAUCUCAGCCAGAGUUGCCGCGGGACGUGGCAAAUGGGAAGCCCGCUUCGCAAAAGGAAUCUGGGUUGGUAAGAGUGAGCUGGACGAUACACAUCUCGUGAUCGAUCCUGAACGUGGAGUGCAGAAGGUCAGAACGGUGCGAAGGAUGCCUGAGGAGUUCAGAUGGCAGCCCGAGCUCAUCCAGCACAUCAGGGUGACGCCCUGGAAGCAGACGCCCGACAAGAGUUCAGGAACGAUCGGACGCAGCAUGUACAUCACGGAGCGCAUGAUCGAUGCUCAUGGUCCUACUGACGAGUGCAGGAAGUGCAGUACAGGAUACGGUUCGCAUUCGGCAGCCUGCCGACAGCGUUUCGAGACCAUUCAGGCCGACUUGCUGCGCGAGAAGUUGGCAAAGGACCCUGUGGCCCCUGAGGUGCAGACAGCCAUGGACACGGAGAGUGGCGAGCUCAGGAGCCACUUCGGAGAUCCUGAGGAUCAGCAGGUGGAGCAGAUGGUUGAGGUGAGCGCCGAGCUGCAUGAGAAAGACCAGUGGAGCCCAAAGACGAUACACUACGAUUACUAUACUGGAGAGCCUCUGGAUGAGGACCUGUAUCAGAAGGGUCGCGACGACGAGCUGCAGGCCAUGAAAGACUACGGGGUCUACGUGGAAGUGGCGACAUCGACGGCGACUGACGGCAAGCACAUUGGAGGUUUCCCGAUAGCCCACAUGAAAGAAGGAAAGGUCAGGUGGAGGUUCGUAGCAACCGAGGUGAACAAGUACGAGGUCAGGGAGGACAACCACCAAGGCACGCCCCCGCUCAUGAUUGUCAGAGCGACGCUGAGCCGUGCCGCUUCAAGUCCAACUUCCAGCGGGCAGCACCUGCGGAAGAUACAAGUCUGGGACGUCAGGAAGGCUUUCUUCAACGCUGACUUAGACGAGACGAUCUACGUGCAUCCUGGGAGAGAGCUGUGUCCGCCUGGAAGGUGCUGGUGGUUACGCAAGGCCAUGAACGGUACCAGGAAGGCGUCGCAGAUGUGGGGUGAGCUUGUGAGAACUACUAUGGACGACGGCCAUUGGGAAUGCUUGGUUGGAACUCCUAACGUGUUCUACUUACCUGCUAGCCCCAACACAGCCCCCUUCGACGAGGAUAGCACAGCGAUCUGCCAUGGCGAUGACUUUCUUGCUGAAGGCUACGACGAGCAGCUGGACGAGCUGGACGAGUUGUUGAAGCAGCAGUUUGAGGUCACGGCCAGCGCCAGACUUGGACCAGGAGCGGUGGGGCAGACUACAUACCUCAAGAGGACGAUCGGCUACACCGACAAGUUGCCAGGUUGCGAGGAGCCAGGUUUCUUCUGGACUGCCGAUCCCAAGCAUGUGGACUUCAUGAUCAAGUGGACGCAGAAGCGAGGACUUCAGUGUAAGACUUACCUGAUCGAGACCCAGAGGCCCUGCAACCUGAAGAUCUAUAGUGACAGCACAGCUGGACGUGGCAUGUGCAGCCGAGUUGGGGUGGGCAAGGUCAGGCAUCUGGAGCUGAGGUACUUGUGGAUUCAGGAGCGGUUGCGUCUCAAGGCGUUCGAGCUUCACAAGGAGGACACCAGCAAGAUGACAGCCGACAUGCUCACGAAGUACAGCGAGUGGCCGACAAUCGAGAAGCAUUGCACCACUCUCAACCUCAGGUUCGGAAAGCAGAUGACGGGCUUGAGCGCAAUGGCAGUUUUCACGGAGGUCGUGACGAAGGCGUCAGGCGAGAAGGUGACAGUGUACGGAGGAUCUGACGAGGUUGCGGUUUGCCCCGCGCCUGUCAGCCACUAUGUGGAGAGCGAGGAGUUCAGGUUCUACUUGAUGUUGGGACUUGUUAUGGUGACUGCAGCGAGUACUUUCUUAUUGGGGUGCUGGUGUGGUUGCUACUUCAAGAACUUCUACGACAAGUUCCUUCCUCCAGGCACUUGCCCACCAUCUGCGCGGGCUGACGUCGAGUUCAAGACCGUGUGUGCACAGCAGGACAAAGGUGCAAGGCACAAGCUCUUAAACACGUUUCUUGUGGCUGAGCUGCGAGCUGUCUUGAAGGCCAAGAGCCUGGCCGUGUCAGGGAUCAAAGAAGACCUGGUCACGAGGAUGAUCAAGCACGGAGGUGUUCUGUCGGAUCGCCAGGCCAAGGAGAUCGAGCAGCUGCGGGUGAUGGCUACAGCGCAUGGACCUCUUGCCAAGCUUAGCUUGCAGGACAUCAGCAGUCCAGAGGCUGCGCAGAAGUGGAUCGAGACGUUCAAGGGCGAGUGCCGAGACCGUUCCAGAGGCUCUCAGGUGAUCCACGGAGAGGGCUAG